Rhagoletis zephyria (snowberry fruit fly) is the source of this 456-nucleotide messenger RNA. RefSeq lists its product as uncharacterized. NCBI's taxonomy places the organism in Eukaryota, Metazoa, Arthropoda, Insecta, Diptera, Tephritidae. The record is from RefSeq and is a predicted model, not a curated record.
AACUAAAAAAAACAAAUAAAUUUAAAUAAAAACUACACUUAAUAAAAAUUAUAUUCAUGUCGGAGCAAUAUUCAAAAGAAGAUCUGGACAACCUGUUUGAACAGCUGAACCACCCAAGAUCCCUCGAAGAAGAAAAUAUAGAUGAUGAAUAUGUCCCUGAAGCACUGACGACAACGUCAUCCACACCAAUAUCGAAAUACGUCCCAACUCCGCUCACGGCUGGACCUAAGCCACUAACAAUAGAAGCUUACAAAAAAAGACAGAUUAAAAAUGAUAGCACAGAGCAUAGUGCACCAAAACAAAAAAUCAGAGGAGGUAAGGCGGUGAAAUUACGAAGGAAGAUUGGUGAGCUUCACAGGGUAAUUCCAUUAGCCACUGGAGAGAACAAACGAAAACUAAUUGCGGAACUGAUAGAAUUAAAGAAAAAUAAACAUAACAACUGAGGCAUGGUUUGGA